AUGCCCCGCUCCGAUUCCCUUAACCGGGACGGCAAUGGCUAUCCCACCGACCACACCAGUUUGCUCCCCACAGAGAGCAACAGAUGUGCCUGCUCACACCGUUCCAGCAACCACCGGACGCGACGGUCCUGGUGGCAUCACCCUAGUCCCUGGGUGCACUAUCCGUCUGAAGUUGUACGCCUGACAUACGCCACCCUCACCAGCAACUAUGUUAAUAUCCUGCUUGUCUUCGUGCCGCUGGGCAUGGUAUCGAGUAAAGUUGGCUGGUCCCCAACAGCGACUUUCGUCCUUAACUUUCUUGCUAUUAUUCCGCUGGCGUCGUUGCUGAGUUUUGCGACGGAGGAGCUGGCUGCGACGUUGGGGGAGACGUUGGGCGGUUUGCUCAAUGCAACAUUUGGAAAUGCGGUGGAGCUUAUUGUAAGUAUCGUCGCACUCAAGGAUAACGAAAUACGCGUCGUCCAGGCUAGUAUGCUCGGCAGCAUCCUCUCCAACAUUCUACUGGUGCUGGGCUGCUGCUUCUUCGUCGGAGGCAUGCGCCACCAUGAACAAUCCUUCAACUCAACUGUAGCUUCGACCAUGUCGUCGCUGAUGGCCGUGGCGUCCGCAUCCCUGAUCAUCCCUGCCACACUGUAUGCGGCCUUGACCAACUCCAAAUCCGACACCCACGGCAACAUCCUCAUCCUCUCCCAUGGUACAGCCAUCAUCCUGCUCAUCCUCUAUGUUAUGUACCUAUACUUCCAGCUAAAAUCGCACACGCAUCUGUUCGAAAAGGAGAACGACCACAACAAUGCCGACGCGGUGAAUGGGAUUGAAGGGGGGGAGCGGGGAGAACAAGUAGUGGAAGAUGAUGAAUCAGACCAGGAAGAGCGCAUCCUAAACCCCUGGGCCGCUGCCAUAGUCCUCUGCAUCGUCACGGUCGCCGUCUCCAUUUGCGCCGAAUUCCUCGUCGGCACAAUCAACAGCAUCGUCGCAGACGCACACAUCAGCAAGACUUUCAUCGGUCUCAUCCUGAUCCCCAUUGUGGGCAAUGCGGCUGAGCACGUCACCGCCAUCGUGGUCGCGUACAAGAACAAAAUGGAUCUGGCGAUCGGUGUAGCCAUCGGGAGCAGUUUGCAGAUUGCGCUCUUCGUGACGCCGUUCCUGGUUAUUUUGGGAUGGAUUAUGGGGCGGGAUAUGACGUUGCAUUUCCAUUCGUUUGAGACUGUGACGUUCUUUUUGUCGCAGCUUGUUGUUACGUUGUUAAUUCAGGAUGGCAAGUCGAACUAUUUGGAGGGAGGGUUGUGUCUUGGGCUGUAUGUCAUCAUUUCACUCGCCUUCUACGUCUACCCGGACGAUGCGGAGGAUAUCGGCGGCAGCAUCCUCUCCAGCAUCACCAGCCUGGCUACGGGAUCUAACUCAACUGUCACAGCAUAA
Molecule: messenger RNA, 1413 nt
Organism: Paracoccidioides brasiliensis Pb18
Product: calcium/proton exchanger
Exons: 3
Coding region: 1-1413 (470 amino acids)
Biological process (GO): intracellular calcium ion homeostasis; calcium ion transmembrane transport
Cellular component (GO): fungal-type vacuole membrane
Molecular function (GO): calcium:proton antiporter activity
Source: RefSeq, a predicted model, not a curated record